CUUCCUUCUUUUGUUAUUGUACGGGGCGCGAGGUUUCUGGGCGCUAGCAGGAUGCACGAGCGGAGACAGCGAGGCUGAUAGUCAUAUCGACAGGGAUAGAAGCAGAUAGCCCCUUAGGGGAGGAAGGAAAGUCGGAUUACUAGCUACCUCAGUGCACCACAUUCACCACUAUUUCACUUCUUAUCCUUCGAUACUCCGGCUGAUGUCAUCAUGUCGGUAAACGCCCCCAGUAGCAAUGACGCCUGCCUGAGCAUCGUGCACAGCCUCAUGUGCCACCGGCAGGGUGGCGAGAAUGAGGGUUUCGCCAAGCGUGCCAUCGAGAGCCUGGUGAAGAAGCUCAAGGAGAAGAAGGACGAGCUGGACUCGCUCAUCACCGCCAUCACCACCAACGGUGUGCACCCCAGCAAGUGUGUCACCAUCCAGAGGACCCUGGACGGACGCCUGCAGGUUGCAGGGAGGAAAGGCUUCCCCCAUGUGAUCUACGCUCGAUUAUGGCGCUGGCCAGACCUACACAAGAAUGAGCUAAAGCACGUCAAGUUCUGCCAAUACGCCUUCGACCUCAAAUAUGACAAUGUGUGUGUCAACCCUUACCACUAUGAGAGAGUGGUUUCGCCCGGCAUUGUUGGUCUCAGUCUCCAAAAUACAGCCCUCUCUCCUCUAGGCCCCCCUGGGAGGCUGAUCAAGGAGGAGUAUAUUCAUGACUGUAUCCAGAUGGAUAUGCCACCAGGCAUAUCCCCCCACCCAGGGGCGCUCAAGCUACAGCCUCCGGACCACUACGGCCAGCCACUCCCGCCUCUGCAGCUCCCGCCGGAACCGCAGCGGGCCCCUCUGCCCAUCACCCUCUACCCCAACAUGCCCCUCUCGCCCACAGUGUCCGGCUCUAUGCUGCCUCUCCAGGGAGGUCACAGUGAGGGGCUCCUACAGAUAGCCUCUCCUCAGGGUCAGGUCAUGACCCCUAUGACCCCCACGCCGCCCCCCUCCACCCCAACACACGGGCUGCCACACGGGCCACCGCAGAACCCCCAGCCCCCGCCUGGUCAGAAUGGAUACAACAGCUCCAAACACACACAGUCACAGGCUGCGUUCCACACAACUUGGACAGGUAGUAGCACAGCCUCCUACACUCCUGUGGGACCCCAACAACAGAAUGGGCGUGGCCACCAACAGCCUCCUCUCCACCAUCCAACCAGCUUCUGUAAGUUUGGCAGUUACAGGUCUCAGCAUCAUGGCUCUGCCUCAUUUCCUCCCCCUGUGUCCAAUCAUCCAGGGCCAGAGUUCUGGUGCUCUAUCUCCUACUUUGAAAUGGAUGUGCAGGUGGGGGAGAUGUUCAAGGUGCCGGCUAGCUGCCCGGUGGUGACGGUGGACGGCUACGUGGACCCCUCAGGGGGCGACCGCUUCUGUCUGGGCCAGCUAAGCAACGUCCACCGCACCGACGCCAGCGAAAGAGCCAGGUUGCACAUAGGUAAAGGAGUGCAGCUGGAGUGUCGUGGCGAGGGAGAUGUGUGGAUGCGCUGUAUGAGCGACCACGCCGUGUUCGUGCAGAGCUACUACUUGGAUCGAGAGGCAGGUAGAGCGCCAGGCGACGCAGUACACAAGAUCUACCCCGGCGCCUACAUCAAGGUGUUUGACCUGAGACAGUGUCACAGGCAAAUGCAGCAGCAGGCAGCUACAGCGCAGGCAGCGGCAGCAGCUCAGGCUGCCGCCGUGGCAGGCAACAUCCCUGGGCCAGGCAGCGUUGGAGGCAUAGCCCCUGCAGUCAGUCUUUCUGCAGCAGCAGGGAUAGGUGUGGACGACCUCCGGAGGCUGUGUAUCCUGCGGCUGAGCUUUGUGAAGGGCUGGGGCCCUGACUACCCCCGGCAGAGCAUCAAACAUACCCCCUGUUGGGUGGAGGUACACCUGCACCGGGCUCUGCAGCUGCUGGACGAGGUACUACACACCAUGCCCUUGGCUGACCCAGGACCCGCUAACUGAGUAAAAGGAAAGAGGAUCAGUUAAAAAUCCAUACUGGGUUAAAAACGUACAAUCACACACACACACGCACACGCACACACACACAAACACAGCAGUAAAAAUGUAUGUUUUUGUCAUACCCGUGAUAUGCUGUCAGCCAAUCAGCAUUCAGGGCUCGAACCACCCAGUUUAUAAAGGCUGAUACAGAUUGAUACAUGCACAUACAACCACAUGCAUGUUUCUGUUCUAUAUAACGCACACAAUGUAGAGCUACUCAAAGCCCCACAAAGGCUAUCCUCAAUCUCUCCGUCACACACAGACACACACUCAAGCAGCCAACAAUCACUGCACUCUCCUUAACCACUUGUACUGUCUCCCACACGCCCAUGCAACCACUAACCAAACCUGUGGGCAUGCUGAUAUAAAACCACUGAUGUCCUGAUCAUACUUUCCAUGUUUUGUGAACAUUAAUUAUUGUUUCACAGCACAAACACUACAAAGCAGCCUUGACCCCUGAAUUACCUUUCAUAGAGGUUCUAUAUUAUAGUAUAAACAGGUAACAUUAGUGAAAAUGUAUACUGAGUAAUUUAUGUUUAUUCUUCUAUUCUCUACAGAAAUAGAAAUGCACUGUAGAAAUCUAGGGAUGCUUUUCAGAGAUCCAGUGUUCUGACAUGAUACAAGCACUUUAGUACUCCUCAAAUGCACACACUUGCUAAUUUCCUUCUUACAUGUACACGUACACACACACACACACACACACACACACACACACACACACACACACAUCCGAAAUCCAGAGAUAACCCAAAUCCAGGAGGACUAAAGAUCUUGACCUAAAUAACUCAUGAACAAUUUGUCAAACACAAAUCUCACACUAAAAAAAUCAGAUUUGGAUUCCGAUGUUAACCUAGAAGAUGUAGAGUUUUUGGUAAAUCCAGACCAAUAGAACAGAUGCUUUAUAUCGGUGAUUAGAACCUGGGUCACAGAACCAAAAUGUCUCGGAACUGUGAAGAACACCAGAGUGAUGGAACCAGCGUCCUAAUUAAUCUAGCCAGCCAUCCUUUUGUCAUCUCUGUGUGUGUGUUGUGUUCUCCUGUGUGUGGAUCUCAACUCAAAUAGUUAGUAAUUCUUAUCUUGUUAGCCCUAUAAUAACACAGGGCACUUUUCUCAAGCUAAUUUAUUUUCUUACCAAAAGGUGAAAAAAGCCCAAAAAAAUGUAAGCUUUAAAAUAGUGGUGUGGGUAUUUGUGAUGAAGCAGUACAGUGUAUGUAACCAAACAGUUUGCCACACGGCGGAACUCACCAAAGCCAGAAUACCUCAUGAUAACAGUGUAAACCCACAGUUUGUCUUUCAGCCAAAACCUCAGACGCUCAGUAUUUUCUCUUGUAAGUUCCUCCUUAAGGCGUCCGCAUGCUUCCCAGCCAAAACAGUUUGUGCAUAUAUUAUGACAACAUUUUGUGAGGUUUUUGUUUGUUUUGGACUUUGGUAAAGAGUUUUCUUCAGCUGUUCGGGUACACAAAUGUUUUUCUCGAGACCAGCCGACGUUCAGGAGCCGAAGUCUACGUCCCUUCGUCCGUAAUUAGUCAACUGUGGGGAUUCUUCAAUAAAGUCUUUGGGUGUGUUUGUAAA
This is a messenger RNA of Oncorhynchus tshawytscha (Chinook salmon), 3579 nucleotides long. Its product is annotated as mothers against decapentaplegic homolog 4. The transcript has 12 exons. Gene Ontology annotation, biological process: BMP signaling pathway; cell differentiation; regulation of transcription by RNA polymerase II. The record is from RefSeq and is a predicted model, not a curated record. NCBI's taxonomy places the organism in Eukaryota, Metazoa, Chordata, Actinopteri, Salmoniformes, Salmonidae. Gene Ontology annotation, cellular component: heteromeric SMAD protein complex. The coding region runs from base 211 to 1971 and encodes 586 amino acids. Gene Ontology annotation, molecular function: DNA-binding transcription factor activity, RNA polymerase II-specific; RNA polymerase II cis-regulatory region sequence-specific DNA binding; I-SMAD binding.